ACCUGCCGUCUCCUCCACUCCACCGCUACUCCCAGCAGAUGCCGCGCAAGGUGUCCGCCGUCGCCGCCGGCGAGGCCCACACGCUCGCCCUCACAUGUAACGGGGAGGUGUACUCAUGGGGGCGGGGGACGUUCGGCCGCCUCGGCACCGGCCGCGAGGCGGAUGUGCAUGUGCCCACGGCUGUCGUGCCUGCAGCCGCUGUUGGCGGCGCGGGACAGCGGCCCAGGUUCGCCGCCGUCGCAGCCGGCGCAUACCACAGCCUGGCGCUGGACGAUGAAGGCUCACUCUGGUCAUGGGGCUACAAUAUCUAUGGCCAGCUUGGCUACGGGGAAGAAAAUUCCCUUUCUCCAUGUUUGGUUGAGGGUUUCCAAGAUUUAGGUUCUCCUGAAACACUGCAGGAUGAAGCACGGAGCACUCUUGCGCAGACCCCUUUGAAGUUGUCUUCUGUGAAAGCUGGGGGCAUGAUGUCAUUCGCCAUAGACAGUCUUGGUGCCCUGUGGAUGUGGGGAAAUUGCCCGCAGCAGGGUGAUGAUGGAGAAUUUUGUAUAGCAGUUAGCUCUGUCCCACUGCCUGUGUGGGAUUUCCAUGGUCACACUGUGGUUAAGGUUGCCUGCGGUAAUGAACAUGUUGUAGCUGCAGUUAGUGCUGGAGAGACCUAUACAGGGGGUGACCUUGUUUGUUAUUCCUGGGGCAACAACAACCAUGGCCAGUUGGGUCUAGGUGACAAGGAAAGUAGGUCUCGUCCGGUGCUUAUCUCAGAAUUCAGUGAAGGCUCUGCUUGGGAGGUGUAUGAAAUUGCAUGCGGAGCUUGGCACACUGCUGUGCUAACCAAUAAGAAGUCUUUUGAUCAGGAUCUUGAAUCUCGGUGCUGGACAUUUGGGAUUGGUGACAAUGGGCAGCUUGGCCAUGGAACAACUGCCACUAUUUGCUCCCCGCAGCCUGUUGAUGGAUUACCUACAGGUUCCUUCCUUAUCUCUCUUGAUUGUGGAUUGUUCCACACAGCAGUAGUCUCCUCUGAUGGUGAGGUGUGGUGCUGGGGAAUGGAGAGAGGUCUUGGAUUGUGCCCAGAUGCUAGUUUUUCAGGAAUUGAUGCAGGGGAUGCUUUAUAUCCCAUAAGAGUUCAGUCUCCUGAAACAAAUGGGUUUAAGUUUCUGGGUCCAGUGCAGGUUGCCUGUGGAGCUGCACACACUGUUCUUGUUGCUGGUGAGGGGUAUAGGAUGUGGGCAUGGGGCCGAGGCCGGAGUGGUGUACUGGGGAGAGACCAGACUACAGACAGCUAUACUCCAUGCGUUGUAAUGUGGCCUCCUCUUGAUGAGAACUUCCAAGAAAUCCAUGAAGACCAAGCGCAGGCAUCGACAUCAAGAGUGAAUGACCGCACUAACACUGAGUUGGAGCAAAAGUUAUCUGCUGCCUCAGAGGAGCUACAGUUCCUUAGGUCAAAACUGACACUCAUGGAGAGGUAUGCUAACAUACUUCACAUUUCAAUAUUUCGCAAGCCAAUGGACGAACGGACGCUUCCGCGUUCACUUCAGGAGUCUGCUGUCUUUGAUAUCAGAAAGGAAUUUGAGAACAUAUUGGAUUCGUCUGAUACUGAUGAACUCGCUCGCUUGGAGAUGUUUUACCGUAGCAUGCUUUCUGGUGUGAAGGACAAGCUUCUGAAGAGAAAAGUCCAACAGAUGGUCCAGGAAUGCAUUGUUUCACUCUCUGCAGGGAGGCAAACUCAGCGAGGUCAGUGAGUUGGAUGUUAGUUGUUAUAUACUGCAUUUCCAUUGUACAUUAUCAAACUUAUGUACUCCGUGUUAAAGUUGCAAUAAGCUCCCUGUGCAUACCCGUUAACUUUUUCACCCAUUUCGUUGAACACUUAAACAUCAAUUGUACUGCAAUGUAAUCAAAUUAUUCUGUAUCACUUAUCACUGAUGAUCACUUGGCUGACCAUUUUCUGAGAAGGAUCAUUUAUAUCGUAUAAUUCUCUGGUUUAUCC
Messenger RNA from Lolium rigidum, 1981 nucleotides. RefSeq names its product ultraviolet-B receptor UVR8. Lineage: Eukaryota; Viridiplantae; Streptophyta; Magnoliopsida; Poales; Poaceae. The record is from RefSeq and is a predicted model, not a curated record. The transcript is spliced from 5 exons. The coding region runs from base 39 to 1736 and encodes 565 amino acids.